This is a messenger RNA of Trichosurus vulpecula (common brushtail), 4983 nucleotides long. RefSeq names its product ArfGAP with GTPase domain, ankyrin repeat and PH domain 1 (gene AGAP1). Gene Ontology annotation, molecular function: GTPase activator activity; protein binding; GTP binding. Lineage: Eukaryota; Metazoa; Chordata; Mammalia; Diprotodontia; Phalangeridae. Gene Ontology annotation, cellular component: nucleus. The coding region runs from base 210 to 2798 and encodes 862 amino acids. The transcript has 19 exons. The record is from RefSeq and is a predicted model, not a curated record.
CGGUAGCCGCGGAGAUCGCGGGGGUCCCCCAGCCUCGGAGAAGGGAGGCCCGCCUCGGCCGCCGCAUGGGCGCUCGGUGCCCCCCGGGCGCCCGCUGACCGAGCCCCCCGAGGCCGGCCCACCCGGGCGGCCGGAGGAGGAGGAAGGAGCGGGGACGGCGUGCGGGCGGACGGUCGGGCUGACCGGCGGCCGGCCGGCGCUUCUGCACCAUGAACUACCAGCAGCAGCUGGCCAACUCGGCUGCCAUCCGGGCCGAGAUCCAGCGCUUCGAGUCCGUGCACCCCAACAUCUACUCCAUCUACGAGCUGCUGGAGCGCGUGGAGGAGCCCGUGCUGCAGAGCCAGAUCCGGGAGCAUGUCAUAGCCAUCGAGGAUGCGUUUGUGAAUAGCCAAGAAUGGACAUUAAGUCGAUCUGUGCCAGAGCUGAAAGUGGGAAUUGUGGGUAAUUUGGCUAGUGGCAAGUCUGCGCUGGUACAUCGAUAUCUGACUGGCACGUACGUUCAGGAGGAAUCACCCGAAGAUGUGGAUGCAGGUGGGAGAUUCAAGAAAGAAAUAGUUGUUGAUGGGCAAAGCUACCUGCUGCUGAUUAGAGAUGAAGGGGGCCCUCCAGAGGCACAGUUUGCCAUGUGGGUGGAUGCUGUUAUAUUUGUCUUCAGCUUGGAGGAUGAGAUCAGCUUCCAGACAGUUUACCAUUACUACAGUCGAAUGGCCAACUAUCGGAACACGAGUGAGAUCCCCAUGGUACUGGUAGGAACUCAGGACGCGAUAAGUUCCAACAACCCACGUGUCAUCGACGACGCUCGAGCGCGGAAACUGUCGAAUGACCUGAAGAGAUGCACGUACUACGAGACAUGUGCGACCUACGGCCUGAACGUGGAACGCGUGUUCCAAGAUGUAGCUCAGAAGAUUGUUGCCACCAGGAAGAAGCAGCAACUUUCCAUAGGACCCUGCAAGUCAUUACCUAACUCCCCCAGCCACUCCUCCGUGUGCUCCGCCCAGGUCUCUGCUGUGCAUAUCAGUCAGACGAGUAAUGGAGGAGGGAGCUUGAGCGACUAUUCGUCCUCCGUCCCGUCCACUCCAAGCACCAGCCAGAAAGAGCUCCGAAUCGAUGUCCCUCCUACUGCCAACACUCCGACUCCUGUCCGCAAGCAGUCCAAGCGGCGAUCCAACCUGUUCACAUCUCGUAAAGGGAGCGACCCAGACAAAGAGAAAAAAAGCCUGGAGAGUCGAGCGGACAGCAUUGGAAGUGGCCGUGCAAUUCCAAUUAAGCAGGGCAUGCUGUUAAAGCGAAGCGGCAAAUCUUUGAAUAAAGAAUGGAAGAAGAAAUACGUCACCCUGUGUGACAACGGCGUCCUGACCUAUCACCCAAGUUUACACGAUUACAUGCAGAAUGUCCAUGGGAAAGAAAUCGACCUUCUGAGGACCACUGUGAAAGUCCCAGGAAAGAGGCCCCCCCGGGCCACGUCGGCCUGUGCCCCCAUCUCCAGUCCCAAGACCAAUGGCCUCGCCAAGGACAUGAGCAGUUUGCACAUUUCGCCAAAUUCAGGGAAUGUUACUGCUAGUGCGUCUGUGUCUCAGAUGGCAAGUGGCAUCAGCUUAGUGUCCUUCAACACUCGCCCCGAUGGGAUGCACCAACGGUCCUACUCCGUCUCCAGCGCUGACCAGUGGAGUGAAGCCACAGUCAUUGCCAACUCGGGCAUCAGCAGCGAUACAGGUUUGGGAGAUUCAGUCUGUUCGAGCCCCAGCAUAUCCAGCACCACGAGCCCCAAACUCGAUCCUCCACCUUCCCCUCAUGCCAACAGGAAAAAACAUAGACGGAAGAAAAGUACCAGCAAUUUCAAAGCCGAUGGCCUCUCGGGCACAGCUGAAGAACAAGAAGAAAACCUUGAGUUUAUCAUUGUGUCCCUCACUGGCCAGACGUGGCACUUUGAAGCCACGGCGUAUGAAGAGCGGGACGCGUGGGUACAAGCCAUCGAGAGUCAGAUCCUGGCCAGUUUACAGUCUUGUGAAAGCAGCAAGAACAAGUCCCGCCUGACGAGCCAGAAUGAGGCAAUGGCCCUGCAGUCAAUACGGAGCAUCCGAGGGAAUUCGCAGUGUGUGGACUGUGAGGCUCAAAACCCAAACUGGGCCAGUUUGAAUUUGGGCGCUCUCAUGUGCAUCGAAUGCUCAGGGAUACACCGGAACCUUGGCACACACCUUUCCCGCGUCCGGUCUUUGGACCUCGAUGACUGGCCCAUUGAACUCAUCAAGGUCAUGUCCUCCAUUGGAAAUGAGUUGGCAAACAGUGUCUGGGAAGAAAAUUGCCAGGGACACAUGAAGCCCUCGCUGGACUCCACCAGGGAAGAAAAGGAGCGGUGGAUACGAGCUAAGUAUGAGCAGAAGCUCUUCCUGGCUCCUCUCCCAUGUAUGGACCUCUCUCUGGGCCAGCACCUGCUGAGAGCCACAGCAGAUGAAGACUUGCGGACUGUCAUCCUGCUCCUGGCCCAUGGGUCACGGGAAGAAGUGAAUGAGACCUGUGGGGAGGGCGAUGGACGCACAGCUCUGCACCUGGCCUGUCGGAAGGGGAAUGUGGUUCUGGUACAGCUCUUGAUCUGGUAUGGCGUAGACGUCAUGGCUCGAGAUGCCCAUGGAAACACGGCGCUGGCGUACGCCAGGCAAGCCCCGAGCCAAGAGUGCAUUGACAUUCUCCUGCAGUACGGCUGCCCCGACGAGCGCUUCGCCCUCAUGGCUACUCCCAACCUGGCCCGGAAAAACCACAACCGUAACAACAGCGGUGGCCGGAUGCCCACCAUCCUCUGAGCUGUGAGCGCGGCCUUGCCGGCACCCAAGACAGCAGCCCUCCUUGCGCCCUUCCUCCUCAAAGUUACAACCUGUGAGUGUCGUGAGGGCCACCUCCCACCUUCCCCAGGGAUGGCGGCCUUCCUCCCUGACCACCGCACCUCCACCCCGACCACCUAUCCAUCCUACCCCACCCACCACCCAAAAAUGGGAAAUCUGGACAACCAUGAGGAGAACAGUGGUGGAAGAGGAGGAGGAAAGAGGACCACAGAAUGAACGAUCCUCCUUAAAGAUCUUAAUGAUGAACACAGAAAGAGGGAGAAAAAAAAAUCAGCGUGGCCCUGGUCCUUUGAUCACGCUUAACACACGGCAUGGGACCGACCAUUUUCCGGGUUGUCCGCAGACUGUCUCGGCAAGUGAUGGGGAAGAGGGUGGGAGAGGGAGGGAGGGAGGAGGGAGGGAGGAAGAGGAGGCAGAAGAAAGAAGGAACGGGAACUUUCUUUAACUGCCAGUUAAGCACAUCAGUACUUUUCCCCACUCCCAAACGGAACCCCUGGAUUUCAUUCUCUUUGCCGAGGAGCUUGACGACAUAAAUCAGAAGCAAGCACAGAGUUUGUCAGGUUUGAAGCCCCUAUGAUGGUGUGUGUCAAAUCAGUUGUAGCUAAUCUGUCCAGGGAGAAUACUGGCUUCAUUACACUUGUAUAGUUGAGCUCUUCCAGCAUUACCGCUGUUUAAUAGGACAUGAUUAGUCAUCACGGAGAAAAAAGCAUAUUAGCUGAGAAGGUAGUUACUCGGCACGCAUCGGUGAUUGCCUGGAUGUGAUUGCAAUAUUCUUCCGAGCAUCAUAUUAUCUCAGACAUGUUCUUCGGAGCCCUUGGAGUCCUCCUUUCUAAAUUCACUGUCAUAAUUUAGGAUCUGUUUAAUUUUUCAGCCCAAAGAGAGAAAAGCAGUUGCCGAGUAUUAUUUGACUGCAGUCUCCUUGGUGUUAACAACAAAAUGGGAAAAAAUAAAUAAGAGUAAGGAUGAAAUCCAGAAAGGAAAUUGUGAACCCUGCUAACAAUCACAUUUCAAGUACGUUUAGUCAACCCAAUAAAUGAGUCCACAGCGAUUUUUUUCUUUCCAGCCGAGAGAGAGAGAGAGAGAGAGAGAGAGAGAGAGAGAGGGAGAGAGAGAGAGAGAGAGAGAGAGAGAAGGAGAGAGAGAGAGAGAGAGAGAGAGAAAGGGAGAGAGAGAGAGGGAGGUUUUUUUUUUUUUCUGUCCUUUGGCCAAGGUGGGUGUGUCAAAUUCAGGGGUCCUUCUCAUGCUGUGUUGCCUAAGUUAUACAGAUUUUUGUAUUGUGUCUUUAGAUGAGUGUAAAAUCUAUUUGAAUAAAAAAAAAGUUCACAAAGAUGCAUUGAUUUUUGUACAGAUGGAUGGCACCUCCACUGAUUUGGAAAUUGACUUACAUGUGAACACAUCAUGGGGCAACUUGAAGGGAUGGGAGGGUUACGGGUCAUUGACACAGAAAGGGUCCCAGCAGCAGGCACUUCCCAUCUAUUUUUGUAUAUUCUUAAAGAACGUUUUGGAAUGAGAUGGUGGCCCAUUUUAUUUAUUUUUAAAAGGUGAUACUGAAUCUUGUUACAAAGCAAAGGAGAGGGGAGGGUGGUUUUCAAACUGUGGAAACAAUUUAGAUGUAACACUUUUGCCAACGGAGACAAAGGGCUAUGUCCUAGGGGAAGAGUAGGCUUGUCUGAUGAAACCCAAAUGCUUGGGAAAGGAGGGCCAUGAAUAGCGUCCCUUCUCAACUCCCUCUCUGGCUGUUCUCGGGGCAAGACAGACCUGUCCGAACCUGAACGCUCAUCGCUAGCCACCCUGUUGAUAGAUAUUUUGCUAUUCGGUUAUUGCUACGUUGAGCCAUUCCUGACUCCCACCAAACUUCAGACAUGGCAAAACAACCAGGAUUGUUCCUGAGGUAGAGGAGCAGGCAUUCUUAAGAGGCCCUUGGGAGUAGCAAGGUGGAGAGAGAAGGGUCUGGGACCUUAAAGGGGGAAAUCUGGCCUGAAUUAGAAAACUCUAGACAGUUUCCAACCCCACCCAGCCAAAUAAUUCAAAAAACCAAGUUUUUCACAUAUGUCAUCUAUGUUUCACAUGGCUUGGGAGGUUUGGUUUUUGGUUUGGUUUUUUAAAAUUUUUUCUCCUCCUUUGCUAAAAUGAACAAAAUGUUCAA